AUUUCUUGUGUCUCAAUGAUUUAUUCAAUUUUUAGCACGAAUUCAUCACAUCCUUUGAUAAUGUUUGAUAUAUCUACCACGUUAAUAACUUUCCUUAUGUUAAAUCAUUAUUUAGAAAAUAUGAUCAAAAGAAAAAGUUUGAAAUCUAUAGCAAGAUCAUUAUCCCUUAUUCCUGAAAUAACAACUAUUAUUUAUAUUAAUUCUAAAACUGGAGAAAUCACUGGAAAAAAGACCAUUCCAACAGAAUGUUUACAAGUAGGUGAUAUAGUAAAAAUUACACCAGGAACUAUUAUUCCUUCGGAUGGGAAAGUUAUAUCAGGAGUUUCUGACGUAGAUGAAUCAAUUAUAACUGGAAAAAAUAUUAUUAAUAAAGUAUUAAAAAAUGUUCGUCGUGGUGAUGAGGUUUUUGCUGGAACAAUUAAUGGAUCAGGAUACUUUGAAAUGCAAAUUGUACGCGUAGGAAAUGAUACUAUUUUAUCACAAAUUAUUAAAUCUGUUAAAGAAGCUCAAACGAAUAAAGCACCCAUUCAAUUAUUUGUGGAUAAAUGUAUAACUUAUUUUAUUCCUAUAAUUAUAUUAUUAGGAAUCAUUUCUUUUAUUUUAUGGGGAGAAUCAAGUAUCUCAAUUAUAAUUAUGGCUUGUCCUUAUAUAUUAACUUUAAGUAGUUCAAUAAUUGUUAUGA
Messenger RNA from Rhizophagus irregularis DAOM 181602=DAOM 197198, 682 nucleotides. NCBI's taxonomy places the organism in Eukaryota, Fungi, Glomeromycota, Glomeromycetes, Glomerales, Glomeraceae. The record is from RefSeq and is a predicted model, not a curated record.